AUGAUGUUGUCUUCUCACGGCAACAACCUCUAUGACGCUAUAGCUUUACUUGAUGAGUGGAAUAGAGCUUUCUUUGGCUUAUUAGGUGUGACGAAGAACACUACCCAUCCCAUUUUCUCUCUUUCCAAUUACAACGGCCUCCCUCAACUCAACAGACCACUCGCCCCUGCUUACCUCGUUAUUAUGCAAAGAGCAGCUCAAUUAGGUUAUCUUUCCUUAUGUUUCGAAAUGUUGCACCAUCUAGUAGACCAGAACGCCCUAAUAGACAAGUUGGCUAGUGAGGAGAGUGAAAGAUCGCGAAUGCGAGCCCGCCUGUCCACGUUCCAACCGCUCGCUGUACCCCUCAAUACCUACAUCACCCUCUAUCAAGCAUGCAAGACUACGACUGACCAAACUAUUGACCAGCGGCGGCAUCUUCUCCAGCAGUUGCACACAUACUUCAUCGCCCAGCCCUCGUUCGCAGUCAUAAAAGGGCGCGAUACCGUGCUCCUCCACACCAAGUCGGCUGCGGCACCGUCUCCAAAUCAAGUCCUACUCAUUUUGUCCACCUUUCUCACCGUCACUGAGGACAUCGGCAAAGUGCUGCGCGUGUGGCAGGAGCUGCGCGUCAAGUUCCGCAAGUGCAGUGGGUGGAAUAGAGUGGAGCGAUUCAGUGCCAUCAGGAAGGUCAUUUUCGACUGCAGGGAUGAGCUACAGAAGGAGAGUAAGAAAAGCAAAGAUGGAAUAGACAGUAAGGACAGCAAGGAUAAUGCUUGGAGUGAUAUUGAUCACGAGCAGGCUAUACAAAGACGGAAACACCCGGAAAUACCCAAAACACACCCACAACACAUCACACCCAACCAACCAAUAUAA
Wallemia ichthyophaga EXF-994 is the source of this 852-nucleotide messenger RNA. RefSeq lists its product as uncharacterized. The transcript is spliced from 2 exons. NCBI's taxonomy places the organism in Eukaryota, Fungi, Basidiomycota, Wallemiomycetes, Wallemiales, Wallemiaceae. The coding region runs from base 1 to 852 and encodes 283 amino acids. The record is from RefSeq and is a predicted model, not a curated record.